This is a messenger RNA of Nicotiana attenuata, 978 nucleotides long. RefSeq lists its product as uncharacterized. The transcript is spliced from 2 exons. NCBI's taxonomy places the organism in Eukaryota, Viridiplantae, Streptophyta, Magnoliopsida, Solanales, Solanaceae. Bases 1 to 978 code for a protein of 325 amino acids. The record is from RefSeq and is a predicted model, not a curated record. Gene Ontology annotation, molecular function: zinc ion binding; nucleic acid binding.
AUGUCGAAUUUGUCAAAGCUUGAGUUUGUGGCACUUGACAUUUCUGGAAAGAAUUACCUAUCAUGGGUUCUCGAUGCUGAGAUUCACUUAGCCGCUAAAGGCCUUGGUAACACCAUUACUCAGGUGAAAGAUCCACUUGAAUUGUGGACUGGCCUGAAGAAAAGGUAUAAUCACCUUAAGGCUACGGUAUUGCCAAGGGCUCGAUAUGAGUGGAUGCACUUACGGUUGCAAGAUUUUAAGACCGUAAGUGAGUAUAACUCUGCUGUAUUUCGAAUAACUUCCCAAUUGAAAUUAUGUGGGGAAGUUAUGAAUGAUCGGGAUUUGCUGGAAAAGACUCUUACGACUUUUCAUGCCUCAAAUAUGGUAUUACAGCAGCAAUACCGUGAAAGGGGUUUUAAAAAGUAUUCUGAAUUGAUCUCAUGCCUUCUGGUGGCUGAGCAACAUAAUACCCUUUUGCUGAAAAAUCAUGAAGCCCGUCCCACAGGGUCAGCUCCGCUUCCUGAAGUGAAUAUGGCAGCUAAACGUGAUAAGUCUGGAAAAAGACAGAAUAAUAAUCAUGGCCAUAUGAAUGUACGUGGGCAUGGCAAUGGUAAGAGACGAUAUAAUAGUCGUCAUCAUGGUGGUCAUGGCAAACGAGAGAACAAUAUGGGUUCUCAAAAUAAUCCUUCAAGAGGCAAAAGCAGUAACUGCCACCGCUGUGGCAUGAAAGGUCAUUGGAAAACUGAAUGCCGUGCACCUAAGCAUUUUGUCAGGCUUUAUCAAAACUCCAUCAAAAGUAAGGCAAAUAAUGUUGGAGCAUCUUCUGCUAAUGCCCCAGUGGAGUCACACUUGACCUUUAAAAAUAAUUUUGAGCCAGGGCCUUCAAACAAAAAUGAUGACCAUGCCGAGGCAAAUCUUGCUUUGAAUGAUGAUGAUUUUCAAGGCCUCGAUGAUCUUACUCAUUUGGAAGUUGAAGACUUCUUUGGAGAUCAAAACUAA